CCGAGGGAAGGUGAUGUCAGCUGAGUUCAGAAAGUAAACAGAGUUCCAGACUGCAGCAUGCUGUCUGCGAGACGGGGACUACAGCUGGGGCAAACCCAGCAGGGCACCCACACAAUCCCCUGGACCAACACCUUUAUCUCUGGUAGGGAGGGCUGGUUCCUCCUCAUCUCCCUCUUCAUCUUCUUACCCCAAGGGACGGCCAGGCCAUAUGAUUACAGGUAUUUGUACAACCACUGCCCGGGUCCUGAGUGGAACGUAAUGUGCAGAGGCUGCUGCGAGUAUGAUGUGAUUCGCUGUAAAUGCCCCCUACAAGGGACUCCGGUGGGCUACGCGGUCCCCUGCUGCCGCAACGCCAUCAAUGAGUGUGACCCCUGCAUAAUCCACCCAGGUUGCAGUAUAUUUGAGAACUGUAAGCGCUGUAACAAUGGCACAUGGGGGCCCAGGGAUGACUUCUUCAUUAGUGGCAAAUACUGUGCCGAGUGUCGGCCUGGCUGGUCAGGCGGAGACUGCAUGAAGUGUGGGGGAGUGAUCCGUAAACGGCAAGGCCACUUGGUACUGGAGAGUUACCCCAACAAUGCUCGGUGUGAGUGGACCAUACAGGUGGACCGUGCUUUUACCAUAGAGCUCAGGUUCAUGAUGCUGAGUCUGGAGUUUCACCACUCUUGUCGUUAUGACUACGUGGAGGUCCGAGAUGGUGACAGCAUCGACUCGCGCGUUAUCGCUCGAGUCUGUGGGAACCACAGACCUGCACCAGUUCAGAGCUCUGGCAACAGUCUGCACGUACUCUUUGUGUCUGAUGGUUACAAGAAUUUUGAUGGAUUCUUUGCCACUUUCCAGGAGAGUUCAGCUUGCAGCUCCUCUCCUUGCCUGCAUGAUGGGACUUGUAUCCUGGACAGUUCUUACACUUACCACUGUGCCUGUCUGGCUGGCUACACAGGCAAGAGAUGUGAGAAUGUGGUGGGAUGCCGCAGGCCUCCAGUGCCCACCCAUGGAUCCACAGAGGGUUUGUUUCAUCACUCGGGGGCACACAUUACUUUCCACUGUGACUCUGGCUUUGAGCUGCGGGGGUUUCGUACUGCCAUCUGCCUGAGUGAUGGCACCUGGAGUGCGCCUGUCCCAGAGUGUGUUCCAGUGGAGCAAGUAUGUACUCUACCACCCAAGCCAACACAUGGGGACCACUUCUUGGUUUAUGGACCAAACGAUGUCCUCAUUGCUCUACAGUACCUGUGCUACCAACCCUAUGAACUCAGUGGGAGCUCCCAGAGAACCUGCCUCCCUAACAACACCUGGAGUGGGACUCCUCCUGUUUGCACCCAAGUGAACAACACUCUCACUGAAGCAGAAAAAGACAAAGACAUGGCAAAAGAGACAGAAAUAGAUACACACAUUGACAAAAACAUCAGGAAAACUAAAGAGAAAGGUCUAGAGAGCCCAACUGGAGAAAAAGAACGUGUCGGAGGGAAAGACAUAAACACUGGACACAAGAAUACAACUGCAGUCGAGAGAGAAGAUAAAUAUAAUGGUACCAUUCCAGAGAAAACUGUGGUUGAGGGUAGGAAUGAAGGAGAGCUAGAGGAAAGAAAUACUGGGUCAGAAAAACCCACUGGAGGCAGUAAAGAUAAAGUAGAUAGUACAGCCCCAGACAACAGCCUGAAUACAGUUGAAAAGGGAGUACCUGGAGUAGGAAAGCCACCUGAGAAAAAAGAAGGCACCCCAGACACAAACAUGGAAACAGGAAAGACAGAUAUCACAGAAAUAGUUGUGAUAAAAGACAAAGGGCAGGAAGAGAAGGAAAGAAAAGAUCAGCAAGUGAAUGGAAAAAAGGAUCCGGACAAAGUCGGCCCUAAUGACACCAAGCUGAGGACGGUUAUAGCUGAGGGUGAAAACACAGUGGAGAUAUUUGAACUGGAAAUGACAAAGAACAACACAGUUAUAUAUGAUUCAAAGGACACAAAGAAAGAAAAUAAUACCAUAGGUUCCACAGAGCCAGGGAGGAAACUCAUCCCCACCAGAGUCAACAUUACACAGUACACCAUGUACAGAGCAGGAGGUGAGGAAAGUGGGAAACUAAACGAAAAGCCAACAUUUAAAGAGGACAAGACAGAGAAGGAUUCUGCUGAGAAAACAAAGGAGGAGCUGGAGCGGGAGAGAGAGGAGAAAGAAAAAGAAAAGGAGAAAGAAGUCAACCAAAGCUUCACCGAGAAAAGCUGCCCACCUCUCCCACGCUUCUACCAUGGCUACCACCAGCUGGUGCCUGGGGUGGAGCCUGAAACAGUGGAUUUCUUCUGUAACCACUCUUAUGCUCUCAGUGGUGAUGCCCAACGGACCUGCCAGCCAAAUGGUACCUGGAGUGGGAAACCACCCAUUUGUGUCAGAGCAUGUCGGGAGCCUAAAGUAUCAGAGCUGGUUAUACAAAGAGUGCUUCCACCUCAGACACCAUCCAGAAAGACACCUGUGCACAAGCUCUACUCCUCUGGGCUGGGACGACAACUCCAGUCUGCCGGCCCCACUAAAGCCCCCCCGGUGCUUUCCCAGUUGCCAAAGGGUUUCCACCACCUUUACACACAUAUAGAGUAUGAAUGUGCCUCUCCGUUCUACCAACACUCUGGCAGUUCUCGUCGCACUUGCUUAAAGACUGGGAAAUGGAGCGGGCGUCAUGUGUCCUGUUCACCAGUGUGUGGGAAGCAUCCAACCUUCGACCCAGAGAGGCCGGCAGAGGCUCAUUGGCCUUGGUUGGCUGCCAUCUACCGCCGCUCCACCAAUGGAGCUGACACCAAGGUGACAAAGGCAGACAGCCAGACAGUGUCCCUGAAGGAGGCCAUUGGAACAGGAACUGGCAACCAUGAUCAGGCUUCUGACUGGCAGCUGGUGUGCAGUGGGGCUCUGGUGAACCAAAGGAGUGUGGUGGUUGCAGCCCACUGUGUGACAGAGCUGGGGAAGGUGUAUCCUCUAGAUGCAGCCAAGAUUAAGGUGGUAGUAGGGAAGCACUACCGUGAUGACCACAGGGAAAGUAAAGGUCUUCAACACCUUAGGGUGGCCUCCAUUGUUGUUCAUCCAAAUUACGACCCCCAUGUUCUUGACUCUGACAUGGCUGUGGUCAAGUUACUGGACAAGGCAAGGAUCGGGGAGAAGGUCCUGCCCCUCUGCCUCUCAGACAGCCAGGGAGAAGAGGUGACCUCUGGGCAAGCACUUGUGACAGGCUGGUCUCCACUGCCUGAUUCAAAUUUAGGUCCUGGUGAGAAGGCAAGGGUUGGGCUCGUUCACCUUGCUGAUGUAGUCCCAUGUGAGCAACAGUAUGCUCGUAAUGGCCUGCCAGUCAGCGUCACUGAUAAUAUGCUCUGUGCCAGCCAAAAGCCUGACUAUGGGUCCUCUAACAUAUGUCCCUCUGACACUGGGGGAAUCCUUGUCCUCCCUGCCCUCUCUCAGAGCCAAGCCAGUGACAACCAGAAGCCCUCUCUCAGCUUCACACAGGUGCAGGGGGAGAGAAAAGGGCUGUGGAGACUGCUGGGACUGGUGAGCUUUGGCUAUGAGCAAGGAGAGUGUGAUCCUGACCUGUACACAGUCUACACACAUGUACCCAACUUCAAAGACUGGAUAGAGAACAAUAUAAAAUAAAAAUCCUAUUGUCUUAUUCAAUUUGUUCUCCCUCUGCUUCUAAAAUAUUUAAAUGCCCUCAUAUUUUACAGUCCUCUCCCUUUUCAGUCUGUUCAUCCUCUCCUGUCUUUUUUUUCUUGGUCUAAUGCACAAGGGCAUUUUUUUACUCAAUGCAGAAGCACUGGAAACACUGGACAACACAGUGCUCUAACUGAAGGGGGUGCUAACACAUCAGAUGUGCUGGGCAUCAAAACUUCACUGUUCAGGUCCAUCAACCUGAGGUUACAGACUUGAAACGACAGAAAACCUUUUCAGGCCUCUGGCUGAUGAUGGUUUGUAUUGUACUCAUUGGUAUGUAAAUAUGUUGUAAUGUACUGUAUUAUUCUAUCAAUCCAUAUGACUCAAGAGAUGUACAUAUUGUAUUGAAAGACAGAAAAAAAUCAUGUUUUUAAUUAAAGAAAAUGUGGGUGUGAUAAAGCUUUUAAGAAUAUGAUUGUUUUUUUCCAUCAUAGUGUAAAACUCAGUAUUAAGAAACAAAUAUAUUCUUCUGACUAAGCACAGAAUUAAAUCUUUACAUUGAGACGGCAUGAAAAGAAACACCUCAUAUUUGCUUACGCAGUGAAGCAAAUUAAUCCAGGUCAGAGCGGCACCAUUUUCACAACCGUAAACGGAGCACAUUAUUCACAGAUCAAUUCCCUCUUCUGUGCUCAAAUUAAAUCAAUUACUUCCAUUCUGACCUUCCUCCAUUAUUCAGAAGUGAGUUUACAUAUAUAGAGGAGCUGAAGCUUAUAUCGACCCCCGAACGGGGGCAAUAAUGAAUACACUACUACUCUGUUCGGGAGCGUCAAUAGAGGAGCUGGGCUCUGUUACAAGCUGCUUUACAUGAGUCCAUCAAGGUUAAAACAUUUCAGUACUACAAACCAUAACAAUGAGACAGGUAAAAGCAAGCAACUAGAAAUACAAAGGUGAAAUAAAAUAAAACUAUAAAAAUGCAAUAAAAACAACAUGAAAUAAAAUUAAAUCUUCUACACAUUUAACAAAUAAAAAUUGAGACAAUAUUAAUAUAUGGCAGGGUUUUUUAAAAAGAGAAGUAUUUUAAAAGAUGUUACUGAAUCUCCAAGCCGGUGACUGGGAGAGAGGUGAGGAACUCUGACCAUGAAAGCCUGGUCACUUCUGAGGAACCCUGCCUGAGCAUCUGAGGCUGCGAUCAUAGGGCAUAAAAUAAAAAAACAGAAAUAAUACUAGAAGCCAGCCUGUGAAGUGCUUUAACUUUGAUGAGUAAAAUCUUAAUGCUGCAACACUGACACAUCACCUCAUAAAGCUGUUUCGGUGAACAUGUUAUCAAACCCUUACCUAUCCACUACUUACACAUCCAGCCAACAAGGACUUAUCAUUCAUUUAGAGUUGUGACAAAUGUAAGUCUAAUAAUCACUCUCUUUUUAGGUCCGUUUAGUCUCCACCUGUCCACCUGUUUUUCCCUGUGUUUUUUUGGUAUUUGAUCUAUAUGUCCAUUUAUUUUGUGUCCUUGUGCCUGUCUGUUUGGAUAAACUGUCUGUCUUUUCCGUCCUUGUUUCUGUAUUUCUGUUAGUUUAGUCCAUGUCUCUGCAUCUAGUUUUGUUUUAGUCUGAUAUUGUCUGUGCCAUUCCUGAUUAACCUCUCUUUCUCAUCUGUGUAUCUCCCCCUCUGCCCAUGUGUGUGUGUGUGUGUGUGUAGGUGUGUGUGCAUUCUCCCUGUCCUGAUUACCUGAUGUGUGUUUCCUGGUUGUGCUCCGCCCUGUUUGUUUGCUCUUGUUUAAACAAUUGUCAGUUCUGUCCAGUUCAUGCCACGUUAUUAUCAUUUGUUGAGUGACCUGUACCCAUGUGUGUUCAACUGUGGAUUGUUGGAGUUUUCUGCCCAUUGUGGAUUCUUGUGUUGCAUUGCAUGAACUCAGCCUUGUUUAGACUUGAACCUUCAUCUGUGAGUUUUGUUAAAUAAACAAACUAAAUUCA
This is a messenger RNA of Micropterus salmoides (largemouth bass), 5582 nucleotides long. RefSeq names its product peptidase domain containing associated with muscle regeneration 1 (gene pamr1). NCBI's taxonomy places the organism in Eukaryota, Metazoa, Chordata, Actinopteri, Centrarchiformes, Centrarchidae. Bases 58 to 3615 code for a protein of 1185 amino acids. The transcript has 14 exons. Gene Ontology annotation, molecular function: serine-type endopeptidase activity. The record is from RefSeq and is a predicted model, not a curated record. Gene Ontology annotation, biological process: proteolysis.